Messenger RNA from Porites lobata, 8017 nucleotides. Lineage: Eukaryota; Metazoa; Cnidaria; Anthozoa; Scleractinia; Poritidae. The record is from the annotation of a GenBank genome assembly.
ACCUUGCCAAGCAAUACAGGAGCAGUGGAUGUUGUGAUCUGAAAUACGAAAGUUUUGUAUUAUUGCACCGUAUUUGUCCGAAAUAAUUCGUUGUCAAUAUGAUGGUAGAACAUGUACGAAGGUGUAGAGAAUUCACUGGUCCUACUCCUCAUUCAGUAGCCAUUGUAAGUUCACGAUUUUUUCUUCAGAUCUCAGAAAUGUUUAGUGCGUGCCUUUUACUAUACCUUCUAUUAACAAGCUUUCCCUUCAAACAGUUGUGCUUAUCUUGUAUGAGUGAAAACGUUUAAGUUCCUAAGAUAAAAUUAAAAAUUCCUUAAUAGAAGUACUUUGCAGCUUAAAUAGGAGAUACAACGUUUUCUUGUAUUAUGUACGUACGCUUCGCAGAAAGCCAAACCCACGAGCAAACGGCCAGUUGAACAUCUCAUCCUUGAAACAAGGAGAAAAGAUGAACUUAGAGAGCAAGCAAUUGCUGAAACCAAGUACCAGAAACAGUGUGAUUUGAAGGUAAGAUCAUUAUUGCUGUUUUUAUCUUCGGUAGGUCAGUGUCUGCAGCAAGAAGUACAAUUUAAUGUAAGGUUAUAUAACUUUAAAGCAAAACAUAAGGAUGUGUAUCGGUAAUGUAAGCUUAAAUUGUAUUUUUAUUUAUUUAAGUCGAUUUUAUUUUAAAAGAAAUGUCCCCACGUUCUUCUUUUUCUAGUCCGAAUGGGAGAAAGCAACUGAUAAAAGAAUAAAAAGUAAUACAAUUGCUAGGCGAGUGGAGAAGCUAAUGCAGAGGGGAACGUUUAGUUUGGAGGACAGGAGAGAAAGGUUGGAGUUUAAUCAUUUUUAAUAGACAAAUACCAAAUAAAUAUAUAUUAUAGUGUAUGUAUGUGAGAACACUGUUAAUGUCUCUAUAACAGCCACCUUUGAGGGGAUCAAGACACAAACUCAAACGGCUGAGUUGAAGAGGGGGAUUUCCUUAACAUUAGAAGGUGCAUUUUAGUAGUCUGAGAAAACAGCCGACAUUUGGCGAUGCUACCACUGGUUUCCCUGCCAAAUGAUGUCUGAGAAAUGAGCACAGAAAUUCCAUACUGAUCACACGUCACUGUCCACAUCUGAGUAGUGCUUCUGGUUGGUCUGCUGUGUGGGAAAUUUGCAUGACCAAUCAGAAGCACUACCCGGAUCUGGGUAGGACGUGUCAUCAGUAUGGAAUUUCUGCACUCGUUUCCCAGACGUCAUUUGGCAGGGAAACCAGUGGUAUCAUUGCCAAAUGUCGGCUGUUUUCUCAGGCUAGCAUUUUAGUGGCCAUUGUGGUUGUGGAAUGGUUGCAAUAUUAUAGAGAGUUAAAGAAAAGUGUAAAAUGUGUGAACUCUCUGCCAGGACAAGAAAAAGUGUACAAUGGUGAAAGGUGGCCUUGGCAGAGGUUUAACUGAUAAGUAUUAUAUUAGAAACAAAAUGUAGGUAAUGGAACAUGACUCUUCCAUCCUGGCAGUACAUUUGUACUAGUGUUCGGAAUUGGCCAAGAUUUAAUAAGUGGUCAUCAGAAAUAAUCAGAUCACCCUGGGAAAAAUCUCCUUUGUCUAGGUUUUUAUCAACAGCUAUUUUUAGUCUAUGUUGAAAUUUUGUCAACGUACAAAUUAUUUUGUUCGCUCUUACUGCUUAACUUCACUGGAUUCAUGUCUUAAUUUCAAUUCAUGUCUAAUAUCUGUUAUGUUGUUGGGCCUAGGGUAUAAAUAAUUAGUACAUACUCAUCCAUUUGCUCAAACUUAAUGGGCUACCUAUAAAAUGGGUUCUGUAACAAAAAAUAUUUUUGGUUAUUUUUUUUCUCUAGUGAAUGUACAAUAAUAUUAGUAAUGCUUAUGAUAUUAUGAAAUAAAUCAUAUAUGAACUGCAGAAAUGAAAUGAAAAUGAAGAAAUGAUCGUCACAGUGAAAAAGAAGCCUGAAAAAAAAUUUUUUUUCAAUAUUAGUAAUGUGUAAUAGCCAUUUAUAAAUUAUAUAUAGAAAUGUCCAAAGCACUGUCUGCGAAGACUUAAUGUCAUUAUCAUUUAUGAAUUUUUACUUUUUCUCUUUAAUAGAUUAAGAGAAAUGCUUCUUGUUGAAGAACAAAGUUAUAUUGAGGAAAUGGAAGCAAAAGAAGAAACAACCCUUGAAAGACAAGCAAAAAUGAGAGAGCGAGCCAAGUUUUUGAAAGAGAAGAGGGAGGAAGAACGACUAAGACUUGUACAGGAAAAAUAUGACCAAAGAUGGAGGUACAGGCAGUAUUACAAAUAGCAUAAUUAUACAAGUCAUUAUUCUGAAAUUACAGUGUAUUGAAUUAAUUAAUUUAUUACACGUAUACAGUGCAAUACAUGCAUAGCGCUUGUCCUGAUUUUUCUGGCCUGACUUACGAUAUUCCUGGUGGUGUUGAAGAUUUAUACAUUUCUUGAGUUUUGACGUGGCCUCAGAUGAUACAUACUUAAUUACAUGUGACUAUAAACGGGGAAAUUUCAGAAUUACAGCUGUAUGGGUGUUCAAUUAAAAAGCUCUGCAGUGUAUGCGUAACAUUCAUUUCUGUAUGAUAGAGUACAUGCAUGUACCAAAAGCUCCUAGAUCUCCAUAAUAAUUUGUUUUCCGGUUUUUAUUUUCAGAGAUAACUGUGAAGAACUCCGCUCAACUCUUACUCAGCGGCACCGAGAUGAAGUUUUCCAGGAGCGUAAUUCACAGCUAGUGAUGAAGGAGCAGCAGAAAAAGAAGGAUGCUGAGGUGGAUAAAUUUUAUGCUGAUUUAUGGGCAAAAGAUAUUGCAAUAAAAAGUCAGAGAGAGGAAGAAACUGCACGAGAACAGAUUGAAAGAAACAGAGAAACUUUAAAGGUACUGGAGAUAAUAAUACUGGUUGAUUAUUUUUCUUUUGCGGUAAAAUCUAGUUAUUGCAGUGAGAUUUGUUAUUAUACUUGCAAUUUAUACGUCUAGCCUUGGGGAAAUUCCAAAGACAUCUGACUCAAUUUGUGAUUUUAAAGUUUACAAAUUAAAUGUAACUAUAAAGUGUUUUCACUCACAUGGCCAGCAUCUAUGCAAAUUUAUUGGAACAAAAGAAAGCAUUUACAUAAGAAAAGACCAACAUGGCCGCCAUUUCAUUGUUUAACACCAAGAUGGCUGCCGUGAUGUCAUGUGAAAAACGCUCUAUAGCAAACUUGAAUCAAGUUCUAGUUUGAAACUAAAAAAAUAGAAAUGAAAUAAGUGAAAAUAACUGAAACUGAGCUAGCAGGAAAAUUUCAUAGUCAAUUUUUUUUCUGCAGAAUUGUAUAAAUGUGAAAAAAAAGAGGUAAAAAAUGCCAUGAUGGUGAAUGUGGUAAGAUGUGAACUUUUGGGGAAUUCUACUUUAAGCUCGAGCAAUUAAAAAUAGGAAAUAAAAUUUUAUGAUCUAUUCUGGGCAACAUUUCAACUGCCUGUGUAUUAUAAUGGCAAAUUUCUGAUGUCUUUAGUUUGUUUCUUGAUUAAAUCAGAUGCAUAAAAUAUACGAACAUUUAAGUAUCAACGCUACAUGUAUGUGAUGAAUGCAUUUCUGAAUCCAUUUUCAGUGCUUUUUUGAAAACGUUGUGUUGAUAACAUAUAACUAACCUGAUUUCUUUUUAAAUAGGUACUACAAGUGCAAAUAUCAGCCUGUGAAAAGCAACGUGAAGAUGAGAAGAAAUUAAAAGAAAUGGAAGCAGAGUGGUUGAAAGAAGAAGCAAGGCUAAGAAAAGAGGAAGAGAAAUGGCUUCAGGAAGAAAAAUUACGCAAACAGAAAGCUGCCAAAAAAUCCAGGGAGGUGUCCAUUAGACUUAAAAAAGAGAAAGAGGUUUGUGACAUGAUACUCUUGCUUUUUAUACUAAAAAAAGUUAGAAGUUAUUUAUAUAAUUUGAUAGUUAGAGAUAAAAUUGGUUGAUCACCUGGCUAUAAUUUUUCUGGACCUUUUUCUGGAGUAAUGUACAGUGAACACAAACCAUGAUUCCAGGAACCCCUGUAUAACAAAACCCCACUACAUUAAUAUAUAGGAAAUUCUGUGCCCCAGAUCUAGCAAAAUGUAUGGAAAGUUUAUAGCAAGAUAUACCCUUGUUCAAUAAAACUUUAACAUUUCUUUGUUUUUAAACAUGUAACAGUGUUCCAUGUUAUAGUGUUUGAAUGUGUAGGUGGAAGUUGUUAGUGAAGUCAAACUUUUUAUUGAACGUUUUUAAUACUUCCAAUAGAAAGAAGAAUUCAAAGCGUUUCCUCCCCCACUCCCCUGAAAAGUGCGUUGCUGCUGCAUGAGCUGAGAAAGACCACGUAAUAUCUGACUGCUUUUCACGCUGUAUUAGAAUACGAGUUGUGCCUCAUUUUCCAUUUUCGUCCAGCAAAUUACCUGAGCAUGUAUGUCACCUUCCUCACAAGUGGCAAUUUUAGAAGGCCUGAAACAAGUGGAUUCGAAUUCUCUUUAAGCAAGUGUCCUUGACAGGGUUUACAUGUAACUUUUAUUUCCAGUUUUCUUCAAAAUAUGUAGUUCAUUAGUAGAUCAAACUGCGUCCUUUUUUUUUUCUAACUAUUCAGGCCAAAGAAAAACAAGAAGAGUUGGCAAUGGACAUGAAAAUAUUGGAAAAACUCCUGGACGAUACACGGAAUGAAGUGAAGGAAGAAACGCAGAGAAAGGUUUGUACAUUGUUUUCCCAAUGUGAUUAAAAUGUUUCUAAGCCGAAUCAGAGAACAUUCAUCCCUUUCGCUAUAAUAAUUUUUUUCAUUUUUGUCAAUUUAUAAGCAAAAGUUCCCAUAAUACAAUAUGUAGAGGCUAUAUAUAGCCUUAAUUUCUUCAAAGCGUUUUGACAUACAUGUAUGCCGACAAAAUUGGUCCAGACUGAAUCUUGGGCUUUUGUUCAGAUACUUCUUAAGUAAUUUAACGUCAAUUUUUAUAGUUCUUAAUUUUUGACAAAAUUGAAGCUUAAUUUUGGUCCUUACGUUUUCGGUUAACAGCGUGAACUGCGCGAAGAGAACUUGCGUUUUAUGCAGUACUGUGCAAUGAACCGAAAGGAAGAGGAGGAACGUGAAAGGGAAUUGGAAAGACUUGUGAACGAGGAAGUGGAAAAGAAAUGGGCCCACACUAUGAAGCAGUACAGACUAGAGAGAGACGCUCGUCAAAAACUCCUGGCAAACGUUAUGAAGACGAGACAAGAACAAAUCGAAGAAAGAAGUAAGUUGAACUUGAACUUCACUCCUCUUUAUUACAAUACAGGCGUCAACAAAACUGAAUCGGAUCGGAUCAAAUUAUUCCUCUUAAUAUUCUCUAAAUUACAAAAUGUUAGUGAUUGGCUUUCAUAGGUUGAUAGGAUCCAGUCUGAUCCAGGUCAACUGCCAUUCAAUACUUUCUAACCUUGUCUGGUCCUAAGCAAGAAAGGUUCAACGCAAAAGUUUUGGUUUGCAACCAACUGGCAAGGCGGCCAUGUUCGUUAACAACACAUUACUUAUUUGUAUGAUAAAAUUUACGCGAUAAAAGAUUUACAUUGUAAUUUCCCAGGUGAGGACAAGGCAAAACGAAAAAAGAGUCUAAUACAGAUCUUUUACGAUCUACGGCCCUUUUUUUGGAUUUAUUAACAUCUUGCCGAAACAGCCAAUCAAAAUUACUUCGGUUACACUCCUUUUUUAAGUACGCGUGAGAAAACUGAAAUUUUUUUGCCAAACAAAUAAAACAACGAUUUUUUUGUUGACGCCGAUGCCUGAGGGUGAAAAUUUUUGAUAAGAGUGCGACUUGAUGUUCUCGUUAUUCUGGCCUGGCGAUAUCUGAAAGUCUAAGACGAAUAUAUCGCGACUACUUAACAGAGAACGUGUGCAAGCUCAGGCUAAAAUGAGCCUGAACUUACGAUAUUUUUAGUAAAAACAAGUGUAUACUAUUGUGUUUAUUGACGUUUUCAAGUGCUUCCUUGACUUUCCUCUACCCUUGCCUUGUCAUUGUACUUUAUGAGCCGACUGUGGAAGAAUGUUGAUCCAUUAUGGAUUAAUCAGCGUAGUAUGUUUAGUGAGUGCUUGUUAUGCACAAAUUUAAUUUUUUUCCCCUUAUAUUCGCUCUUGUUAUUACCAGAACGUAGACUGAUUUUUGUUGUUGUUGUUUUUUGCUCAGAACGACAUGCAGAGGAAGAGCAGGAGGCUGAGCGAGCAGAAAGAGAAGCGUUACUAUCCGCCAUUGAAGAGCAUAAACGACUAGAGGCAGAAAAUGAAGAAAGAAUAAAAAACAGAAAUGUCUCAUUCCAGCGUGACCUUGACAUGCAGAUCGACUAUCAACGACGAGUGAAAGCCAAAGAACUGGAAGAGGAGGAGAGGGAAUUUAGAAUGGGACAGGUCAGUUAAGAGGCUGUAAAGAUGGUACAGUCAUUGUCUUUUUUUAUAAUUGUUGUCUUGAAAAGCAACUUCCGUAACAAUAGUCUCAAUACAAACCAGUUUUCCUCGUACUUUGGAAAAAACAAAAUGGGCGAUCCGGCCGUACCUAUUUGAAAGAUUGUUUGUGAUUGGCUGGGAAAACAAUAGGGGUUGUCACGUAUGAAUGCCCCUAUCCCUGAAAACAAUGGAAGUGCAGAUUAAAGGGGGGCUAUGAAAUAAGAGGUUUAGAACGGUACAGGUCUACUGGAAAAAAAUCACUAUAGCUAUCCGGUACAACUAACAUGAGGAAAUAUAUUAUUGCAUAAAGAUCGAAAUACCAAAAAUACUUCAUCCACUGUUUGCGGCGUAACGUAGCCUGCGAACAAGCUCAACUAAGCGCUCCCUUUUGAGUGGCAAGCAAAGCGAGACGUGAGCCGCUCGCGCGCGACGUUUCGCGAUAUCCUCUGAAGGGAGAGCGUGCUCUCAGGCUCACAGCGGCUUCUCAAUACUCACCACCUCAAGUUACCUCUUGCGAGACAGGCAUUUUCAUUUCGAGAGCAAGCACAUGGCUGUACAAUCUUGAAAAGGUCUUGAAACUUAGUAGUCGUCUUGAAAAGUCCUUGAAUUCAGUUACACUGUAAGGUCCUUGAAAAGUACUUGAUUUCUUUAUUGGGUCUUAAAAAGUCCUUGAAAUUCACCACCUUGUCUACGCCAGCCACCUUUGAUUUUUUUGUAAAAUAAGAUUAUUUUGCGGAGGAAAAUUUGGCCCAUCCUCGGUGUAAGAACCUGUAAAACUCACGGGUAACGUGUGCAUAAACAAAAUUUUAUUUCUGCUUCUUUAUUCUAAAUACUAUUCUGUACCUCACAUGCAUCCGCAAGUCAUACCCAGUCAUUUUGUUGUAAUUUUUGCGGAAAGUACUAUAAAAUAAUGUGAUCAACGUUGAACGAAGAAGUAAAAAUCGUAAACGACUCCAUGACGUGUUCUUGCCAAUAGGGUAAUCAAAAAGGGGGUUGACGAAUGCCGAUUUAUUGCAUAAAUUUCAGUCCUUGAAAACUGUAAUUUGUCCUUGAAAAAUCCUUGAAAAGUCCUUGAAAUGUGUUUGUCUGAAAUUGUACGAACCAUGAAGCAAGACAAGUUCACACCCUUCCAUACCCCAUCCUUUCACCUCUCACGAGCUCGUGAGAACGGGAAAGAGGGUCGCGUAUGUUGUAUUUGACCAUCCUUAUUUCCAAAGCGAUUCCUGUUACUUUCUGAGUAGAAUUGUUCCCUCCUCCUUCUCUAGUCCAAAUUUCUAAAAUUCCCCCCUUUUUCUCCUCACGGUGUCUUUAUCCUCCAAAGAAUUGUCAAAAGUGCUUUUGCAGAGAAAGAGGAUGGUAAUGGUUUUGUUUCUGUUACAGGAGGCUGAAGCUGAAUACCAACGAAAGCUGAAGGAAGCCCUUGAGCGACCAGCCAUCGAUAGAGUACACCCCAUGAGGAUUAUGGGAUCGGCUCUCAGGGCUAAAUCCAACUAGAAAUCCUUACUAAAACCACUUGCCCGAGUUUGAACUUCUGUAUUUUUAGAAUUAACGAAUAUUAAAAACAAACAAUCAUGUAAACAUUUCUAAUACUUGUAAAAAAAGGUUUUAAUUGCUGUCGAUUAGGUUAGCAGAAUUGUGUAUUUAUCAAUAACCUGAGAAUGAAAUGUUCCUCAGUUGUGCAGG